Andrographis paniculata is the source of this 3709-nucleotide messenger RNA. RefSeq names its product probable LRR receptor-like serine/threonine-protein kinase RFK1. The transcript is spliced from 24 exons. The record is from RefSeq and is a predicted model, not a curated record. Gene Ontology annotation, biological process: protein phosphorylation. NCBI's taxonomy places the organism in Eukaryota, Viridiplantae, Streptophyta, Magnoliopsida, Lamiales, Acanthaceae. Gene Ontology annotation, molecular function: ATP binding; protein binding; protein kinase activity. Bases 713 to 3709 code for a protein of 998 amino acids.
CCCAAUCCAUUGCGUCAUUGAUCAAUGGCAACUGCGGUGAUAUCCUAAUAAUCUUCCAGGUGCUGAAUCGGCGGCGUUUGAAUCUUCCAAGAGUUCGUGAAGGAAAGCAUCUGGCGGCGUCUGAAGGAAACUGCAAUUAAAAAAUCUUUCAUCAUUCUCAACUUUGCUUUUACUUUCCCCACGGGAGUGGGGCGGACGCUACAGUGAUAUCUUUCCUCUUUGAUCACUUUUGACUUGCUUGCAUUAUCUAUUUUUAUUUAAUCCAGAGUAAUAUUCAUCCUUUGAUUAAUCAAUCAAUACGAUGUUCAUAUCUACAUCAAUAGGCGUGAUUUAUGUUAGUUAAAUGCUGGUUGGUGGCCAUCUAAGUGGAAAGAAGGCAAGAUUUCUUGUCGAGGUUAAACACGUAAUCGGGAAUAAAUUUGAAGCUUAGAGAAAAUAUUAAAUUAUUUUACAGUUAAAAAGGGUGCCAAAUUCGACUUUACCAUCAUCAUUUUCAAACAGUCAAAAUGUUUUCCUUAAAGGAACAGUAAUUUACUGGAAUGCUCUCUCUCCGCCGACUAGAUUUUGCCUGCGGGUCAUGGGAUUCACCUCGAUUCUAGAUUGGUCUCAUUUCUUUUGCUCCCAAGUUAUAACUGUUUUUCCCUUUGUUAUUUUUUUAUGAAAACCUAUACGCACAUGGUGCAUCAAAAUUCUUGAAUCUUGAUGUUUAAGAAUGGUGGUUAGGGAGAUUGUUGCCAUCUGGGUUCUUACAGUUUGUUGUCUCGGGCUGUUCAAGUUGUCGAAAUCCCAGGUGCCUCAAGAAGAAGUGGAUGCCCUCCAACAAAUUGCCAAUGAGAUGGGGGCAACCAUCUGGAGCUUUAAUGGUGAAUUAUGCGAAAUCGAGAAGGUUGGGAUUCCACAAGAGGCUCCGAGUGGUUCGGAGGGUUAUGUUACGUGCAACUGCAACUUCAAUAACAACACCAUCUGCCAUGUUACAAAAAUUGUGCUUAAGAGCUACAAUCUUCCCGGAGUUCUUCCAGCUAACAUUGUCAAGCUUCCCUAUCUACAAGAAAUUGAUUUUGCAUACAACCUUCUCACCGGUACAAUCCCGAGACAAUGGUUUUCAACACAAUUGGCUUCUAUCUCUGUCCUGGUGAAUCGCUUAUCAGGACAAAUACCGAAGGAAUUGGCAAACAUUACUACUCUUACAUACCUGAACCUCGAAGCAAACCAAUUUUCAGGUCUGAUUCCGUCUAUUAUUGGAAGAUUGAGGAACCUGACCACAUUGAUCUUAUCUUCCAAUCAAUUCACGGGGCACUUGCCUACCUCAUUUUCCACGCUAACAAAUUUGCGUGACUUUAGGAUAAACGACAACAAAUUAACUGGCCAAAUCCCCGACUUCAUUCAGAAUUGGAGACAGCUAAACAGACUAGAAAUGCAGGGGAGUGGACUGCAAGGGCCCGUCCCGGCGAACAUAUCUCUUCUAAAUGCAUUAACAGACUUGCGAAUUAGCGACUUAGAAGGUCCAUCACAAGUUUUUCCGACACUCAGGAGCACCACAGGCCUAACAAUAUUGGUGUUGAGAAACUGUAACAUUUCGGGGACAAUACCUGAAUACAUUUGGCGACAGCUCAGACUUCUUCAAGAGUUGGAUGUUAGUUUCAACAAGUUGAUUGGAGAGAUUCCAAAUAAUAUUGCAAGAAAUCUGAAAACUGUGUUUGCAAAUGGCAACAUGCUAAGUGGAACUAUUCCGAAUGCAAUCCUGAAGGAUGGAAGCAACAUCGAUCUUUCUUACAACAAUUUUACUUGGCAAGGCCCCGAUGAGCCUCCCUGCCGCCCAAACAUGAACCAAAACAUAAACUUGUUCAAAAGUUCAUCAGCUGCAAACUCGUUACAAAGGAUGCUUCCUUGCUACAGGAAUGUCAUGUGUCCGAGAUAUAAAUGCUCCCUACAUGUUAACUGCGGUGGUAGCGAUUUAACUGUCAAAGAAAGCAACAGACAGGUUAUGUACGAAGGGGAUGCCGGAGGUGAUCCAGCGAGAUAUUUAAGUGAUAACCAUUGGGGAUUUGUUAGCACUGGAGACUUCAUGGAUGAACUAAAUUUCCAGUAUUCGCGGGUAGUCACGCCAACAUCUGCCACAAAUCUAUCCGGCCUGUACACCACCGCUCGCCUCAGUCCUCUUUCGCUUACCUAUUUCCACUACUGUCUUGAAAAUGGAACUUACAAUGUGAGCCUGCACUUUGCUGAAAUAAUCUUCACUAACAACAACUCGUAUAACAGUCUUGGAGUGCGGAUGUUCGACAUUUACAUCCAGGGAAUUCCAGUCUGGAAGGACUUCAACAUAAAAAAUGAGGCUCGCGGAGCUGGGAAGCCGGUGAUUAAAUAUUUUAACACGACAGUGCGAGAUGGUACCUUAGAGAUUAGAUUUUACUGGGCUAGCAAAGGAACUACUCGGAUUCCUAAUCGAGGAGAUUAUGGUUCUCUUGUAUCAGCUAUUUCUGUCGUUCCAAUUCUGAAGGUUUGUUCUGAUGGAAGCGAUAAGAAUAUAACGGCAUAUAUUGCUGGUCCAGUAGUUGCUCUGUGUGUAAUUUUCUUGAUCGCAGGCGUCCUUUUCUGGAAACUUUAUUCAAGUCGCCGCAGAAAAGCACGAAGAGAUUUUGGUGGCCUAGAAUUGCAAACUGUCGCGUUUUCUUUGAAACAAAUCAGGGCUGCAACGAACAACUUCGAUGCUGCAAACAAGAUUGGCGAAGGUGGUUUUGGUCCUGUUUACAAGGGUCUACUGCCCGAUGGCACUGUAAUUGCAGUUAAGCAGCUGUCGUCUAAAUCAAGACAAGGAGAUCGCGAGUUUCUGAAUGAGAUCGGCAUGAUAUCUUGUGCGCAACACCCAAACCUCGUGAAGCUGCAUGGCUGCUGUAUCGAAGGCGACCAGUUGCUUCUUGUGUACGAGUAUAUGGAGAACAACAGCCUGGCCCAUGUUUUAUUCGAUUCAAACAAAAGCCAAGUGAUUCUGGACUGGCCAACGCGGUUCAAGAUCUGCAUUGGAAUCGCGAGAGGAUUAGCUUUCCUCCACGAAGAAUCACGGUUGAAAAUUGUUCAUCGCGACAUUAAAGCCACAAACGUGCUGCUCGACAAAGAGCUGAAUCCUAAGAUAUCCGACUUUGGAUUGGCUCGACUCAAUGAAGACGAGAAGACACAUAUAAGUACCAAAGUCGCAGGGACAAUCGGAUAUAUGGCGCCAGAAUACGCACUGUGGGGCUACCUGACAGACAAAGCCGAUGUCUACAGCUUCGGGGUUGUAAUAUUGGAAAUCGUCAGCGGCAAAAGCAACAACAACUACAUGCCGAGCAGCAAUUUCAUAUGCCUUCUAGAUUGGGCUUGCCACUUGAAAGAAAACAACAAUGUCGAGGAGCUAAUAGACGAGAGGAUGGAUUCAGGCACGGACAAAGAAGAAGUAGAGCGCGUGGUGAAGGUGGCCCUUUUAUGCACAAAUGCAACUGCGUCGCAGAGGCCGGCGAUGUCUAAGGUCGUGCAGAUGAUGGAGGGCAGUAUGGCCAUCCCGGAGUCGGCUCUGGAAGGUAGCAGCAGCACGUAUACGGCGGAUGUUAGAUUCAAAGCCAUGAAAGACUUCCACCAUGAGAGGCAAAAACAGAGCUCAUCCACAGGAGCUGCUACUACAGGUUUUUCAGAAUAUGUCGAUGAGUUUUCUGAUAUCAGUAGAAACGUCUUCUGA